Messenger RNA from Columba livia (rock pigeon), 2473 nucleotides. It is a transcript of the gene CYRIB, whose product is annotated as CYFIP related Rac1 interactor B. NCBI's taxonomy places the organism in Eukaryota, Metazoa, Chordata, Aves, Columbiformes, Columbidae. The transcript has 12 exons. The record is from RefSeq and is a predicted model, not a curated record. Gene Ontology annotation, biological process: positive regulation of T cell activation; regulation of actin filament polymerization. The coding region runs from base 656 to 1630 and encodes 324 amino acids. Gene Ontology annotation, molecular function: small GTPase binding.
AAGUAUUUUGAUCUAUUGAAAGCACAAGUAGUUCAUGCAAUGAUUUUAAAUUAGUUGUAGUUUACCAGACAGAAGGCUCAGUAGCAAUGGAUAAUGUGGGCAUUUAACUUGGAAUACAAAGUGAUUAAGUUUCCACUCUCACAGCAGGAGACAAAAGACUAGCUUUUUUCUGUAGUGGGACAUCAAGUAUUUUCUCUUUGCAUUUUCCACUGAGACUAAUACAAUGAUACUAAUGCAACCUUUUAUGAUACAAAGACAAUUUGAAGUGUGAUAGUGCAAACACUGAAAUUUCAAAUCUGAUGCUUCAGAGCCUGGAGAAAGAGGAAAAAAGGAAACUUAAAGGAAAUGUGGUUUGGAAUUUGAACAUGGCUACAAUGCUAAUUUGAAUGUCCAGGUGCUUUGGAAGAUGCCAUUAAUGUGCUCAUAAUUAUCAUAUGAGUGUUCAAGACAUAAUUUUCACUGAAAGUAAUAUGUGAUUAUAAAACUGAGGGUGUAUUGUAGUUCACAGGCAUUUAAAGUCAUCUGUAGGGUGCCUGUAGGUUCAUAAUGGUGGAAGGAUCAUCAGUGAAGGACUAUGACCACGUAGUAGCAGUUUACCAGCCUAUAAGACUGGAAGCCGAAAACAGAGUGCAGCACUGGCUGUAGGUACCUUAACAUGGGGAACCUUCUAAAAGUUUUGACAUGCACAGACCUUGAGCAGGGGCCAAAUUUUUUCCUUGAUUUUGAAAAUGCCCAACCUACAGAAUCUGAAAAGGAAAUUUAUAAUCAGGUGAAUGUAGUGUUAAAGGAUGCAGAAGGAAUACUGGAAGACUUGCAGUCAUAUAGAGGAGCUGGCCAUGAAAUCCGAGAGGCCAUACAGCAUCCCAAUGAUGAGAAGCUGCAAGAGAAGGCGUGGGGUGCAGUUGUACCACUAGUAGGCAAACUAAAGAAAUUCUAUGAAUUUUCUCAAAGACUAGAGGCAGGACUGCGAGGUCUGUUGGGAGCCCUGACGAGCACUCCGUAUUCACCAACGCAGCACCUGGAGCGAGAGCAGGCUCUUGCUAAGCAGUUUGCAGAAAUUCUUCACUUUACACUCCGAUUUGAUGAACUCAAGAUGACAAAUCCUGCUAUACAGAACGACUUCAGCUACUACAGAAGAACUCUGAGCCGUAUGAGGAUUAACAAUGUCCCAGCGGAGGGAGAAAAUGAAGUAAAUAAUGAGUUGGCAAACAGAAUGUCUUUAUUUUAUGCUGAAGCAACGCCAAUGUUGAAAACCUUAAGUGAUGCUACAACAAAGUUUGUGUCAGAGAAUAAAAAUUUACCAAUAGAGAAUACUACAGAUUGCUUAAGCACCAUGGCCAGUGUGUGCAGGGUCAUGCUGGAAACCCCUGAAUAUAGAAGCAGGUUUACAAAUGAGGAAACAGUAUCAUUCUGUCUGAGGGUAAUGGUGGGUGUCAUCAUACUCUAUGACCACGUGCAUCCGGUGGGCGCUUUUGCCAAAACUUCAAAAAUUGAUAUGAAAGGAUGCAUCAAAGUUCUUAAAGACCAGCCUCCUAACAGUGUAGAAGGCCUUCUAAAUGCUCUCAGGUACACAACAAAGCAUUUGAAUGAUGAGACUACCUCCAAGCAAAUUAAAUCCAUGUUGCAAUAACAGUUACCUGGAAUUCGCACCUGCUGUAGACAGACAGUAUUCUGCAAUGACUGAGAUGCACAGAUUUUUUUUUUUUAGUGAUUGCAACUACUAUCUCGUUCAUUCUUGCUUUUUAUUUUCUCUCUUCCUGUUUACCCCCUUUUUUUUUUUUAAUCACUUUCUUGUUCUUAAGUAAGCUCAGACUUCUUUUCUGUGCCAAAUCAAUGAAAAUUAUCAAUUCUGGGAAGUAUUUCUACUUUUCAGAAUAGCCAUCCUAAGUGGCAGCUAAUUAUGCGUUGCAUUUGGAUUUCUCUGUACUGGGGAAAGAUUUGUGACUUGAACUAAAUAUUUUUAAACUUGUGGUUUUUUUUUCUUUUUUUUGAAAAACUAAUAUUUAAUAUUGCUUCUUCUGCAUGGCAAGACUGCCUACUUCUGCUAUUUAAAAAUCCCUCGAUGACUUCAUUUUCUAUUGCAGCUUAUUUUCAUGUGCAACCAUGAGGAAAUUAAAAGCAGAUUUGUUUAAAUUAACUGUGUUUGUACAAAAUGGUACCCAACACAAAGGUUUUUUUAAAUGAGUAAAAAACUGUUUUGUUUAAAAGUUAUGUUUGCAUUUUGACUCAUUUUUGUAAGGAUGUAUGUUGUAUGUUUAACCUUUAAUAACUAACGUUAAACUGUGGUGUGUGCGUAGCAAAAUUACGUAUGCAUGUUCAUGUCAAAUGAUUGGCUGUGGAUAAGAUAAUAAAAUCAGCUUUCAUUUUUCUAAGUGUGGUUUGAUUUACCAGUAUUUUGAGUGAGAUGUCUUCGUGCUCUUUGGAUUUUUUACAAAAAAAGAAUAAUAAAUUUAUACAUUUUAUAUAGUGAAAA